GAAGCCAAAGUGGGUGUAGCUAAAGUUGUGUCAUAGCAUUUUGUUGCUAGGCUGCUAGCUAACGUUAGUGAUUUCUCCAAAUAGUCGUUUUACUUCUCGACAUCACAAAGCCAUGCAAACUCCGUAAUAAUUUUAGAACGACAAAUGUAUGCAACGACACAUAAGCAAUUAAAAAAAAUCAAGCAGUAUUUGGCUUUAUGCUUGGGUUAAACAAACAGCGUCGGAGGGCAACUUAAUGACCCACGUAUUAGCGUAUCAGGCGCAAAGACGUCGCUUGCUAAUAACUAGCAUUCUCGCUGCCACUUGGCAUGUCAACAGUUUGCAGCCACUUGGCACGUCAACAGUUUGCUGCAGGUAUUUGGCAUUCCGUGAACGUUAAGUGUGUCGUUAUAUUUCAGUGUAACGUUAGCUAAUGUAACAUUGCUUCAUAAACGUGAGGAUCCAGUAACAGGUCGAACAAGCUGUCAAAAUGGAACUGCAGAGAUCAACGACAUGACACACUUUUGUCCUUUUUCUGUUAACACACCCCAUUUACCUAGUCGCGGAGACCUUCAAAAACGCUUAAAAAAGAAAAAUGUUGGCAGCUUGCAAAAAAUAAUAAUGAACCGGAGGGACACAAAACUGAAUGUAUUCCCUUGUGCACCCCCAUUCUCAUGACCCCAAGAGGGAGAUAUGGGUAUUCUAAGACUGGUAGCCAGAAUCAUGGGUAGGAUCAGUACUUUCAGGUCCUAUCAAUUUGUGCUUCUCCUGGCUGCUGCACUUGCUGUUGUGGCUUUUUACUACUUUGGCUCAGAGAGGCAGAACUUCUCCAGCACCACAAAGAGGAUCAAGCACACUCAGGCCAGCCACAACGCCAACAGAAACGAUGCUGACCUAACUGUGGACACCAAGCUCUCACACCCAGUUGGAUCUGAGGAGCAAGCAGAGGAAGAGCAAGAUGAAGGAGGAGAGAGCAAGGGAUUAAUGCCUAGGAAAGGGGACAGUGAUAGCGCUGGUGACCAACGCUACCACGCACUCAUGAUGUUCACCAAGGUGGACAAAAGCCGGAGCCUACAGGACAAGUUCAGGGUGGCCAUGUUAUCUAUGGUUCAGCACGGACGCUUCAUGGAAGGAGAGGUGUUGGUGCUUCAUUUUGUGAGUGACCAGGCCAGCAAAGAACUGGGAGAGAGGAUGCUGCAGGAGUUUCUACUUGAUGCAACGUUUAAGUAUGAGGUGUUGUUCCAUGACGUGGUGGCUCUCACACAAAAGCUGUUCCCUAUUGUGGAGGCCAUGCAGAAGCACUUCAGCGCUGGCUCUGGGGCUUACUACAGCGACGCCAUCUUCUUCCUCUCUGUUGCCAUGCAUCACAUCAUGCCUGAAAGUCUGACGCGCAUAGUGCAGCUUGACCUGGACCUGAAAUACAGGACCAACAUCAGGGACCUUUUCCAAGAAUUUGACCAGUUUCCUCCAGAAGCGGUCAUAGGCAUCGCAAGAGAGAUGCAGCCAGUCUACAGACACACGUUUUGGCAGUAUCGUAAGGAGAACCCUCAGACCAGAGUAGGUGAUCCUCCUCCUGACGGACGCCCAGGUUUCAACAGCGGUGUGAUGUUAUUGGACCUAGGUGCUAUGAGGAACUCCGCUCUCUACAACAAACUGUUGGAGCCUAGCAAUGUGGCCAAACUAGCAGACCAUUAUCGCUUCAGGGGCCACCUGGGGGACCAGGACUUCUUCACCAUGAUUGGCAUGGAGCAUCCUGAACUGUUUUAUUCGCUGGCCUGUGGGUGGAACCGUCAGCUGUGCACCUGGUGGAGGGACCACGGAUACGGAGACGUGUUCCAAAUGUAUUAUCGCUGUGUUGGACAUGUCUAUAUCUACCAUGGGAACUGUAACUCCCCUAUACCAGAUGACUGAUUUAAGCACUGGACUGAUGCUGGAACUGAAAAGGAGUCUUUGACAUCUACAAUUUAGUUCAAGAGAAAUAUUUGUCCUGCUUUAUGGAAGGGAGGAUUGUGGCUAUUAUGUCACUUGCCGUUGUUGACCAGUGUACUGCCGGUAUAGUAACAUACUUUGCCCCCUGCUGGUCAAGGGGCCACUGAAGGGCUUGCCCAUAUAAAGUUGCUACAAAUAUGGCAUUUAUCUGUCAUUUUGGUAUGUUGAAAACAGCUCUGUGUUACAGCGUUUCAAGGAGCUGCAAUAGUUGGGCCAUUCUUCUUCAGGUACAAAGAUAACAUUAUUAAAUAUGAUCUAUGAACCUGAACUUAGUAACAGAUAUAUUAAUUUGAAGGCUUAAGAGUAGAAAUAUGCAGUUCAUGUUAAAAGUUAAUCUACCUGGAAUGGAAUCUUGUCUAUAUUUCAUUGGCAAAUGCAGCACCUUGCUGAAUGAUGUUGCAUUGUGGUGUGGAGAAAGGUUUUGCAUGGGCCCUCUGCAUGGCACCCUGCUGCAUCAAUGCUGGAAUCAUUCAAAUGAAAUAGGGGCUAAUGUCAGUAUGAACGAGGCGUAAUAUAUUAUGCAUUGUCAAUGUCAAGUUGUUCUCUUUGUAUUUGUUCAUACAUUAAUUGAUUUCAAUAAAUGUUGGUACUUGAGGAGAAUCUAAAAAAACACUAUCCAUUACACAUUGUGGUAAUGUGAUAAUUCACAAGGAAUUCUUAUUGCUAACAAAUGGUUACAUAUUAUCUGCAAUGAAUACAGGGUCGGAAAAUGUGUAGUUUUUGAUAGCCAGACCUUUGUCUACAGUGCUGUGUUAGUGCUGGAGAAUGGCCUGGCUACACCGCUUAUUCUGGGACAGGGGAAUUUUUUUUAAUUUAUUAGACCAAUCACAACCGCCUUGGGUGGCGCUAAGCUCCUGAUGCAGGGACUGUGCACCUGCAAAACAGAUAGUGGAGAUAGUGGAAGGGGAAAUGAACACCUGACAUUCAGCACACCAAGCUUUAUCCCAGCACUGGACAUCUGGUAAGCCAGACUAGCAUGUGUGUUUAUAGGCUAUAUCUUAGGGCUGCACGAUCAUGGCCAAAAUGAUAAUUGCGAUUAUUUUGAUCAAGAUUGUGAUCAUGAUUAAUUAUCACGAUUAUUUGUUGAUUUUAACCAAAACAAAUUUUAUAGUCACAUAAGGUGUAUGUAUAACGGCUUUCACAUCCAUAUUGUGCUACAUUUCUCUUAUGUUGAAGUUGUAUGUGGUACAGCUGCAACACAUGUAAAUGAAAGUUAUCUGAAAUAAAUAGCCUGGGAGAUAUAUAUAUAUAUUAUAAAUGUAUCUCUGUGAAAGCUCCUUCACUUGUUUUCAACAAUAACUGAUUAAACAAGCUAGGGAGAGAGGGGGAGUGCGAUCGACGUACUCACAGAGUGACGGCUGACUCAUUAUGAAUGGGUCCAGCAGGCUCUGGUACAAAUACAGGUUUGUCUCUCAUGCUUAACAAUAUACAGCUGUGUUAAUAAUAAUUAAAACUGUGGGCAAAUGUCAGAAGUAUAUAUGCUGACGCCGCUCUGUCUCUGUUGCUGGGAGCCGUGGGGGGCUGCGCGGAGAGUAAGAGGAGAGAUCCAAACACAGGCACGGCUUUACAGAAGAAAUGGGUCAUGUAACGCAAAAUUAAACCAUAUUGAUUUGCUUCGUUUGUGGAGAGGCAGUGGAUGCGAGGACAUUAGGUGCGACCGGUGCGACCUAGAAGAAAAAUGUUAGUCGCACCCUAGAGCCCUGUGAGCUAACAGACACUAAGUAGCACUGGUCACUGCUGUUGUCUGACAAACACCACAGACGGGACAAAAUGUUGCGUUUUGCUAGUAAACUGGUAAACCUUGUGACCGACGUAUUACCAACUGCCAUCUGUAUCUAUUUUCCUCACUAAUAUUGCUCGAUUACGCAAAUUUGAUCGUGGGAAGCCAAAAUUGUGAUCUUGAUUAAAGUUUGAUUAAUUGUGCAGUCCUAAUGAUGGCUGUUGCAUUUGCAGUCUAACUUAAGCCAAAUGUUAGUUAAGCGAAGAGGCCGUGCAUACACUGACCUACUUUAGAGUUCUUACUGUGCUCACUGAACUGCCCUUCGGAUUCAAAGAAAUGUCAACACUCAAUAUUCAUCAGUCAAGAAAUUGUCUGAGGUGAUUCACACUUAAACACACAUGUACACACGUGAGAGUAAAGCAGCUAAAUUGCCUACAACACCAGUGGUGUCAAAGACAGGCUACUGAAGACACUUAAGAAUAAACAUUAUCCCAAAUCAACGCAAUUUCCUUAAAGUAUUUUGGCUCUUUCAGAACAACAGUCUUUAGUUUCCAUACCAGUGAAUCAGAGUAAACACUGUUCCCUCAUUGGACUUUACAACUUAAAAACACAUUUUUAGUUUUUUGGUUGAUUUUCUACUCUUUAGGGAGCAGUUGGUUUCCAUUGCUUCCAGUGCAUUAUAAUGAUGGCAGAGACUAAAAUUUUGUUGAGAUUAGUAAUGCAUCACAGUGAGCCCUUUAUUUUGUAUUUUUCGUCACUACUUAUUUAUGUUGUAAUGCAUAGGGACAUUUGCAAAUUAUUCAUAUUGGUGCAUUCAAAGACCCAGCCAGGAUGAUUAUCUGAAAAGGACCAGUGAAUGUGAUCAUUCCUUCUAUUAAAAUUCUGGCUUCCAACUCUUAAAUCUCCUGUUAUGAGCGUUGUUUUAUGCAGGUAGAGUCAAUUAUCCCUGCUCACAACUGCAUUGCCACUUUGACAAAGCAAAACAUGCAAUAAAUAAUGAUAGAUAGUUAGUGAUGGAUUACAGUCUGAAAUACAGUAAAAAUGUUACAGUAAAAUGUUUCUAAGUUGACUCAAAGACUGAAACCACUUGGAAGAAAGAGAGAAAAAACUUGCUCGUUUGCAUAUAGCAAACUGGUAGAUUAUGACCUAAAACAUGCUAAUCUAAUGGUAUCCUUUAAAAUACCCUUUUUGUGUUUUGUCAACUGUUUAUCCUGCUUACUCUAGAUAGCCUAUCCAUCAUGAGUUUUGGGAACACUUUAUUAUACGGGUCCAUAAUCUGCUACUUUCCUAAUGGUAGUUGCUGUAAAGUUCACUGGAAAGAUCUUUGUUACUUAUAAUAGGGACAAUCUACAUUUCCUUGAAAGAACUACUUUUUUAAUUAAAAUAAAUAUUCUUUAAGUUAUUAUUGAAAUCUUUAUUCUUCAUAACAAUAUUAUUCUUGCCUGUAGACAAAUUUUACAUUUUGCAUGGUCAGCUGAGUUUCUGUGCUCUGACUAAUUGACAAAUUCUUCUCAAAAGAGAAGUAAUUAAACACUUUCUCUAUUUUCCCUAUUAUAAGUAUUAAAUUACACAUGUGAUUCUUUCCAGGAACUUCCAUUGAAAUUAUUAGGAAAUCAUGGACCUGUAAAAUAAAUUGUUAUGUUUUAUGUGUUACUUUUACCUUCCAAUCACUCCUUUGUAUAACAUGGGAUGUUGAAAAUAGCUGGAGAUCGAUUCACAAAAUCCAAGAAACAAUCUUUGGAUCAUAUGAAACUAGAAAAUCCAAUGGUAUCAACUAUAUAAUGCUAGCUUGUAAGGGAGGAAAAAACCCUCCAAAGCUACAUUUUGGUGAGGGAAAAACUGGCAUGGUCAUUUUCAAAGGGGUCCUUGUGUCACCUCAAGAUAUCUGAAUAAAAUGUCACUCAA
Molecule: messenger RNA, 5593 nt
Organism: Etheostoma spectabile (orangethroat darter)
Lineage: Eukaryota; Metazoa; Chordata; Actinopteri; Perciformes; Percidae
Gene: xxylt1
Product: xyloside xylosyltransferase 1
Exons: 5
Coding region: 673-1890 (405 amino acids)
Biological process (GO): protein O-linked glycosylation via N-acetylgalactosamine
Cellular component (GO): endoplasmic reticulum membrane
Molecular function (GO): xylosyl alpha-1,3-xylosyltransferase activity
Source: RefSeq, a predicted model, not a curated record